Molecule: messenger RNA, 2798 nt
Organism: Nannospalax galili (Upper Galilee mountains blind mole rat)
Lineage: Eukaryota; Metazoa; Chordata; Mammalia; Rodentia; Spalacidae
Gene: Slc14a2
Product: solute carrier family 14 member 2
Exons: 19
Coding region: 12-2798 (928 amino acids)
Biological process (GO): urea transmembrane transport
Cellular component (GO): membrane
Molecular function (GO): urea transmembrane transporter activity
Source: RefSeq, a predicted model, not a curated record
UCAUCUGACAGAUGAGUGACCACCACCUGAAGGAGAUGUCUGACAGCCAUAGCAGCCCUCUCUUGCCAGAGCCUCUUUCCAGCAGAUAUAAGCUGUAUGAGUCAGACCUGAGCAGCCCUACCUGGCCUUCAAGUUCCCAGGAUACACACCCAGCCCUUCCUCUGCUGGAAAUGCCUGAAGAAAAGGAUCUUCGAUCAUCUGAUGAAGACAGCCACAUUGUAAAAAUUGAAAAACAUAAUGAAAGGAGUAAAAGGCGGGAAAGCGAGGUGCCCCGCCGGGGCUCUGCAGGGAGGGGAGGCUUCAGCCUCUUCCAAGCAGUGGGCUACCUCACGGGUGACAUGAAGGAGUGCAGGAACUGGCUGAAAGAUAAGCCUUUGGCCCUCCAAUUCCUAGACUGGGUCCUGCGGGGAGCAGCUCAAGUGAUGUUUGUCAACAACCCUCUCAGUGGGUUCAUCAUCUUCAUAGGCCUUCUGAUCCAGAAUCCCUGGUGGACAAUUACUGGGGCACUGGGGACAGUGGUCUCAACCUUAGCUGCCCUUGCCUUAAGCCAAGAUAGGUCAGCCAUUGCCUCUGGACUCCAUGGCUACAAUGGGAUGCUGGUGGGACUGCUGAUGGCUGUGUUCUCUGAGAAGCUGGACUACUAUUGGUGGCUUCUGUUUCCUGUGACCUUCACAACCAUGGCCUGCCCAGUUAUUACUAGUGCCUUGAAUUCCAUCUUUACCAAGUGGGACCUACCAGUCUUCACACUGCCUUUCAAUAUCGCCUUGGAUCUGUAUCUGGCAGCUACAGGCCACUACAACCUGUUCUUCCCCACAACCCUUGUGGAGCCUGUGUCUUCAGUACCCAAUAUCACCUGGACAGAGAUUGAAAUGCCUUUGCUGUUACAAACCAUCCCUGUUGGGAUCGGCCAGGUAUACGGUUGUGACAACCCCUGGACAGGUGGUUUGAUCCUGGUGGCUGUGUUUAUCUCCUCACCACUCAUCAGCCUGCAUGCAGCCAUAGGAUCAAUCGUGGGGAUGCUAGCAGCUCUGACUGUGGCCACACCCUUUGAGACGAUCUACAUGGGCCUUUGGAGCUACAACUGUGUCCUCUCCUGUGCUGCCAUUGGAGGCAUGUUCUACGCCCUCACCUGGCAGACUCACCUGCUGGCACUUGUCUGUGCCCUGUUCUGUGCAUACAUGGGAGCAGCUCUCUCCAAUAUAAUGGCAGUGGUGGGCCUGCCACCAGGCACCUGGCCCUUCUGCUUCUCUUCCCUCAUCUUCCUUCUCCUGACAACCAACAACCCUGGCAUCUACAAGCUCCCGCUCAGCAAAGUCACCUACCCAGAGGCCAACCGCAUUUACUUCCUGACAAUGAAAAGCACUGAAGAAGAGAAACCCCGCAGUGGUGACAGUGGAGAGCAGCCACAAGGAACAGGCCGGAAGUCAGAGGAGGGCUCUGAGACUGUGCUUUCCAGACAUAGAAGCGUGUUCCACAUCGAGUGGUCAUCUAUCCGGAGGAGGAGCAAAGUGUUUGGAAAAGGUGAACCCCAGGAGAGACAAACCAAAGAGCCACUUCCCCACCCGUACCGGAAGCCCACAGUGGAACUGCUUGAUCUAGACACCAUGGAGGAGAGCUCUGAGAUAAAGGUAGAAACCAACAUGUCCAAGGCUUCCUGGAUUCAAAGUUCCAUGGCUGCCGGGGGAAAGAGAGUCAGCAAAGCCCUCAGCUACAUCACAGGAGAGAUGAAGGAAUGUGGAGAGGGGCUUAAAGAUAAAUCCCCAGUGUUCCAGUUUCUUGACUGGAUGCUCCGGGGCAUGUCUCAGGUGAUGUUUGUGAACAACCCCCUCAGUGGCAUCCUCAUCAUCCUUGGCCUCUUUGUGCAGAAUCCUUGGUGGGCCAUCUCUGGCUGCCUGGGCACCAUUGUGUCCACCUUGACUGCCCUCGUCCUGAGUCAGGACAAGUCAGCCAUUGCAGCAGGACUCCAUGGCUACAAUGGGGUGCUGGUGGGGCUGCUGAUGGCCGUAUUCUCAGACAAGGGCAACUAUUACUGGUGGCUGCUUCUCCCUGUCACCAUUAUGUCCAUGUCUUGCCCCAUCCUCUCCAGUGCCCUGAGCACCAUCUUCAGCAAGUGGGACCUCCCAGUAUUCACACUGCCCUUCAACAUCGCUGUGACCCUGUAUCUGGCAGCCACGGGCCACUACAAUCUCUUCUUUCCCACGACACUGCUGCAGCCUGCAGCCUCCACACCCAAUAUCACCUGGUCGGAUGUCCAAGUACCCCUGCUUCUGAGAGCCAUCCCUGUUGGAAUCGGCCAGGUAUAUGGCUGUGAUAAUCCCUGGACUGGAGGCAUCUUCCUCAUAGCUCUGUUCAUCUCUUCACCUCUCAUCUGCUUGCAUGCAGCCAUUGGAUCCACCAUGGGGAUGUUAGCAGCGCUCAGCAUUGCCACACCUUUCGACUCCAUCUACUUUGGCCUGUGUGGCUUCAACAGCACUCUUGCGUGCAUUGCCAUUGGAGGCAUGUUCUACGUCAUUACCUGGCAGACCCACCUGCUCGCCAUUGCCUGUGCACUGUUUGCGGCUUACCUGGGUGCUGCGCUGGCCAACAUGUUAUCUGUGUUUGGAUUACCUCCCUGCACCUGGCCCUUCUGCCUCUCGGCGAUCACCUUCCUUCUCCUGACAACCAACAACCCUGCCAUUUACAAGCUGCCGCUCAGCAAAGUCACCUACCCAGAAGCUAACCGCAACUACUACCUAUCCCAGGAGAAAAACAGAAGGGCAUCAACAAUAACAAAGUACCAGGCCUAUGAUGUCUCCUAA